Cotesia congregata is the source of this 1578-nucleotide messenger RNA. The record is from the annotation of a GenBank genome assembly. NCBI's taxonomy places the organism in Eukaryota, Metazoa, Arthropoda, Insecta, Hymenoptera, Braconidae.
AUGGAUGAAUCAAGUCUCCGGAAACUUACUUAUAAACAAUUGCAAUCUUUAGCUGCCAAGUAUAAUGUACCUGGUAAUAUUAAGAAAGAUAUAAUGGUCAAAGUGAUUCUUGCUGCUUACGACAACGACAACACCGAAGUUUGUCGCAUCUUAAGCGGAAUCCAGCAUAACCGCAAAAAGCGCUUCAAACAUCUGAAAGCCUUCAAUGAAAACUCUAUGGAGAUUAGCGCUCACCUCCCUAACCUAAAUCAAACUCGAGCAAUGCAAGCAUCCCCUAUCUCUUGGGCAAGUCAAAUCGAGCUGUCAUCUGUAAAAACUCCAGUGCACCAUUACCUGAUUCAGCACUAUCAGAACACUUUCUUGAACACUUUUCCCCCUCCAGCACCUUCACCAUCACUCCUACUUCCCCCUUCUUCAUUGUCUGCCCUUCUCCCAUUGCCCCCUCCCAUGAACUCACUAACGCCACCUAUGGCCGACUCAUGGCUGCCACAAGCGCCUAUAAUGGAUCUGCGUAUUGACCAAUCCCAAGAGCUUCUUCCGCUGGAUCUUCAACACAAGACGGUAUUAAUAACACAUACCCAGACUUCGCAAUAUCCUGCCACGAACCAAGAGCGUUCCGUGCUUAAGCAGCUGCUUCAACCAAUCCAGAAUAUCAACAACAAAGAAGUUUACGACUCCGACACCAUGACCGCUAUAACCGAUAGUAAUGACGAUAUUUCUUCCGACGACAACGUGUACCCUAACUCUUGCGAACCCCCUCCGUAUACUUCUCCCGUUUAUCCUUAUCCUCAGACGGUUCCCGACUCCUCAAAUCCAGCCCAGACGCAGUUAAUAUCAACCGAUUUCUGGAACUACCAGUCAAGUGCACAUCAAAUAGAGUCGGAGUUGGAAAUUACCACUUAUGACUCCGCUAAGGAUAAUUUCAGCAAUUACGAAUGCAUUUAUCCGCAAAAUGGCUACGAUGAAGGUAGUAACUACGGCUCGCAGCAGGAAAGAAACCUUCCGAUGUACCAGGACAAUGAAAGCAGGCUGGAUUACAAUAAUUACAAUUACAUUAAUUAUUUUAACAUCCCUAAUGAUUACAGCUUCAACGAAAGCAACGAAAACAUUCAUUCGAAUAACUAUUCGGAAAUGAAUAUCAGCGAUGACAUCAACUACAACGGGCACUACAAGACUAAGGACUGCUUGAUUAACAAUGCUAAUAUCAACGAGCCGCUAAAAGAUUUGAUGACUUGCUCCAACAAAUGGUCAUGCAGUAACCCUAUGCAGGAAAGCGCUUCAGCGGCAUCUGUUGAGUCCGUCGAGGGGCUGAGAGCGGAAGGUAGCGGCAUCAACGGCCAGUUGGAGAGUAUACUUAACAUUCGCGAUAUCGGUGAUAUUAAUAAGGUCAGUGAGAAAAUCGGACAAACUUCUAGUGUUUAUUGCUAUGCAGAGCCAGUUACUUCUUCUGGUCGACAGAAGUCGGACAAGAAAAGGAACUUCAAGUUGAUCGCAGAAACUAGGAACCAUUUGUUUGGGAUUAAGUACAAAGUUUAUGAUGAUUCAACCACUGGUAGGGCUAUGACCCAACUUGAUUAA